UACACCAAUUUUCGACCCAAAAUCAAAUAUCCACGAAACAGACAAACAUGAUAGGGCAAUGGAGGAAACAUUUGAGACCUCCAAGCCACUAAUUUUCCUAUGCCACCACAAAACAAACAGCUUCUGUAUCUGCCAUAAAUCUCACCGCAGUGUGUGUGUAAUCUAUUUGGCAAGCCCAUUUUCUCAGCCAUUUGUGGUUAUAAAUCACUAGUAAAAACUAGUAACAAAGUUGUAUUGAGGUACAGAAACUAGUAACAAGGACAGAGACAAAGAAGAGAACAUCAGCAGGAUUGGUGCAAGCUCUUUGAAUAGCUCAGCUUAUCACCAUUCCAGUAACACCCAUCUCCACCAUUCAUAUCUUAAGGCCCUCCUCCACCUCACAUCUCAUAUCCUCAACUCUCACUUGCUCGCCACCACCCUUAAGAACUUAAAUAUAACCAAUCUCCCACAACUCUCACCCUACCCAAAGGAAAAAAAAAAACUUUCUGAGUUCUUAAAGAGAGAGGAGAGAUCAGGGCCAGGGGCUUUUGCUGAAAGCUGUUGGAAAUGGCUUCUGCCUCUCUCCUUAAGUCAUCUUUCCUCCCCAAGAGGUCCGAAUGGGUCGCGGCACGUCCGUCGGCCGCCCAGCCCAUGGCGGUCUCCUUCACCGUCCGUGCCGGUUCGUACUCCGAUGAGCUCGUCAAGACCGCGAAAAGCGUGGCGUCGCCGGGGAGAGGCAUAUUGGCCAUGGACGAAUCCAACGCCACCUGCGGAAAGAGACUGGCAUCGAUCGGCCUGGAGAACACCGAGGCCAACCGCCAGGCUUACAGGACCCUGCUGGUCGCCGCACCCGGAUUGGGUCAGUACAUCUCUGGUGCUAUCCUCUUUGAGGAGACACUCUACCAGUCAACCACAGAUGGGAAGAAGAUAGUUGAUGUCCUUGUUGAGCAGAACAUCAUGCCAGGGAUCAAGGUUGACAAGGGUCUUGUACCACUUGUUGGCUCAAACAACGAAUCCUGGUGCCAAGGAUUGGAUGGCUUGGCGUCAAGGUGCGCGGCGUACUACCAACAAGGCGCCCGCUUCGCCAAAUGGCGUACAGUUGUCAGCAUUCCAAAUGGCCCGUCAGCGCUAGCAGUGAAGGAAGCGGCUUGGGGACUCGCGCGAUAUGCCGCCAUUGCCCAAGAUAAUGGAUUGGUUCCUAUAGUCGAGCCCGAAAUCCUCCUUGACGGAGAGCAUGGGAUUGAGAGGACAUUCGAGGUAUCUCAGAACGUGUGGGCUGAGGUGUUCUUCUACUUGGCCGAGAACAAUGUCAUGUUCGAAGGCAUCCUCCUUAAGCCUAGCAUGGUCACCCCUGGCGCCGAGUGCAAAGAGAAAGCCACCCCAGAACAAGUUGCUGAGUACACCCUCAAGCUCCUCCACAGAAGAAUCCCUCCUGCUGUUCCAGGCAUUAUGUUCCUUUCUGGUGGACAAUCUGAGGUUGAGGCCACCCAGAACUUGAAUGCCAUGAACCAGAGCCCCAACCCGUGGCACGUGUCAUUCUCGUACGCGAGGGCACUGCAGAACACUUGCCUCAAGACAUGGGGAGGGAGACAGGAGAACGUCAAGGCCGCGCAGGACGCUCUCCUUACCCGAGCCAAGGCUAACUCGCUGGCUCAGCUCGGGAAAUACACCGGAGAGGGUGAGUCUGCGGAGGCCAAGGAGGGGAUGUUUGUGAAGGGCUACAGCUAUUAAUGGACCUGAUCAAUAGUGCUUUUAAAGUAAUUGCAUAAUUUGUGUUAUAAAAGUUGAGAAUACUGCAUGCUACCUUUUUCUCAAAAAAAAAAAAGAAAAAAAAAGUUGAGAAUACUGAAUUAUGUUAGAUGGUUAAUGUAUUACAUGAUUUUGAGAUGGCAUGUUGGACAUCAGUGCGUUGUUGAUUUUUACGUUAAGAUUAGAGUAUCUUCACUUAGUAGCAUAGCUGUAAUAGUUGUGUAUUUAAAUCUAGAAGGGCUUAAAUAUAAUGGUUUCUUCAUUGGAUGCUACAAA
Messenger RNA from Ananas comosus (pineapple), 2004 nucleotides. Its product is annotated as fructose-bisphosphate aldolase, chloroplastic. Gene Ontology annotation, cellular component: cytosol. NCBI's taxonomy places the organism in Eukaryota, Viridiplantae, Streptophyta, Magnoliopsida, Poales, Bromeliaceae. Gene Ontology annotation, molecular function: fructose-bisphosphate aldolase activity. Gene Ontology annotation, biological process: fructose 1,6-bisphosphate metabolic process; glycolytic process. The record is from RefSeq and is a predicted model, not a curated record.